Molecule: messenger RNA, 468 nt
Organism: Epithele typhae
Lineage: Eukaryota; Fungi; Basidiomycota; Agaricomycetes; Polyporales; Epitheliaceae
Exons: 2
Coding region: 1-468 (155 amino acids)
Source: RefSeq, a predicted model, not a curated record
AUGCCCGUGCCAGUACGGCGCGCGCCCGACGUCCCCGGCGUCCCCUUGGUCGCUCACCGACUCGGUGUACACGGGCUGCGACGACGCGGUGUCGACCCUCCCGCUGUCAACCUCUUCUGGCUCCCCGUGCCAGAACUACAGCAGUUCCCGCCCCCAUUCCAGGCGCCGUUGAUUGAAGACCUCACGCGGCUCUCGCUCUCCCUUCCGGUGAUCCCCAUGCCCGCCGUACCGCCAUCGACGUUCCGGAGGCCGAGCCGAGGGUCGGGCGUGCUCAGCGCACUGCUCGUCGUGGACCCUGAUCAGCACUCGAUGAUGACGAUGAUGACCACUACCACGACGAUCCUGGUCAUCCCGAACCCCGGCGUUGCGAAGACGAAGGCGACAGUCGUGCACGUCGAAGCUGUGUCGCUUAUAGCGGCGGUGUCGAGUCUUUCAAAGCAGAGCCCCCGAGACGUCGCAGGCGCUUAA